This is a messenger RNA of Camelina sativa (false flax), 2450 nucleotides long. Its product is annotated as type IV inositol polyphosphate 5-phosphatase 11. The record is from RefSeq and is a predicted model, not a curated record. Gene Ontology annotation, cellular component: plasma membrane. Lineage: Eukaryota; Viridiplantae; Streptophyta; Magnoliopsida; Brassicales; Brassicaceae. Gene Ontology annotation, molecular function: phosphatidylinositol-3,5-bisphosphate 5-phosphatase activity; phosphatidylinositol-3,4,5-trisphosphate 5-phosphatase activity; phosphatidylinositol-4,5-bisphosphate 5-phosphatase activity. Gene Ontology annotation, biological process: response to auxin; response to jasmonic acid; response to abscisic acid.
GCUAGAGAGAGGUUAACGCGUAAACACUUGAUGACUUUGUUUCAACAAAAAAAGACACUUGAUCACUAGAAAGAACUCUAGAGACUAGAGAUCUGUAGUAAAACAUUUUCGAGAGAGAAAGCUGGUAAAAUUAAUCGGAAGGGAGCUUCAACAGUUAAUAAAGUCAUUAGCUUAUGUAUGUGAUCUUAUCCCCUACCUCUGCGUCCAUUUCCUAAUCAAAUCCGAAACAAAAUUCCAUCGCUACUAAACCGGGUUAAUUAAGGUCGAUCUCCCAUGUUGUAGUUGGAGAAGUGUGGUAUCAGGUCACUUGAGUAGCAUACAAAAUGGGGAAAAAAAAACAGUAUCAACAAAAAAACUAUUAACUGAAUUGAUCCAUAUAUCGAGCGGUCCAUAUAUAUUAUAAAACUAAAUUUAGUCAACAUGCAAAGGAUAUAAAAUGGUGGAAUAUAAUUAAGUAUUCAUCCACAUUUUGCUAAAAUAGAACACUGUUUUAUUUUACAUAAAAGGGACUAAUCAUUUUACCCAUUCUAGUACUAAAAUAAAUAUAAAGAAAAUAUAUACUAUGAUAAAAAUCCAUGUUUACCAAUUUUAGAAUCUUAAGAUAAAAAUUUCAACAUUGAGUAUUUCAAGAAAAACUCUCUUUACAUAGAAAUUAAAAAUUAUCAACUAAUAGAUAUUUCUUUAACAUAAGAAAAUAUUUUGGUCCCAAUAAUAUUAAUUUAUACAAGUUUUACUCUAUAUUUCGCAUAAGCACACACACAAUUAAUUUCCAUUAAAUGAUUUACAUCGCAUGUGGUGAUGAUGUGGAUAGGUGAAUCAUCCGCAUUUGUUUACUAUAAUAAUAUCAACAUUGAAAUUCUAAUAAAAAUCUAAGAUUCUACUGAACUUUUUCUUUCCUCUAGAGAUUUCCUGAUGAAGAAAAAACCACCAAAGUCAUUAUCAAAUUCGACCGUCCAUUCGAAGACGUACACGUCUUUGUAGUCAACACCAUUCACCUAACCUUCCUAGAAAACCACGUAACAUUGCAUGUGCCUAAUUUCUCUUAAGCAACCCCAAUCAAUAUAUAGAUGAUGACUCUUGUAAAUUUUCUCAUUAUAUCAUUCCUCUUUAAAUUUCCCCACUUCCUCUCUCGACACAUUUCUCUCUCUCUCUCUCUUUCUCUAUAAAAAAAAACCUUUAGAAUCUUGCUUUUAGCGGAGAAACACUGCAUGCAGACAAUGGGGAAUACGAAUUCGAUGUUUGGACUAAAAAGGUUUUCAAAAAACAAGCAAACUCCGAUUGGUUCGUUUGCCAACAACUCAUCUCACGAUGGUAUUAAAACAAUUGAAGCUGUCAAGAGUUGCAGUUUUUCUAGGAAAGCAGAUCUUUGCAUCCGUAUCAUCACAUGGAACAUGAAUGGAAAGGUGUCAUAUGAGGAUUUGGUUGAGCUUCUUGGCGAAGACAGGAAGUUCGAUUUGCUUGUCGUUGGCUUACAAGAGGCUCCCAAAGAAAAUGUUGCUCAAUUUUUGGAGACGGCUACAUCUCCAACUCACGUGCUUCUAGGGACGGCAAAAUUGCAAUCGAUCCAUCUAUAUUUGUUUGGGCCAAAGAAUUCACACGCAUUAGUAAAAGAAUUAAAGGCGGAGAGACAUUCAGUAGGUGGAUGUGGAGGUUUCAUUGGAAGAAAAAAAGGAGCCGUGGCUAUUCGUAUUAACUACGAUGACAUCAAAAUGGUUUUCAUCUCUUGCCAUCUCUCUGCUCAUGCAAAGAAAGUGGAUCAAAGAAAUACAGAGUUGAAACACAUAGCAAAUUCGCUAUUAUCAAGAGACAAAAGGACACGUGAUCUUACUGUUUGGCUUGGAGAUCUCAAUUACAGGAUCCAAGAUGCCUCUAACCGUCCUGUUCGAUCUCUUAUCCACAACCACCUUCAAUCUGUUCUUGUGAGUAAAGAUCAACUCUUGCAAGAAGCUGAGAGAGGUGAAAUAUUCAAGGGUUACUCUGAAGGAACUUUAGGGUUUAAACCAACUUACAAAUACAAUGUAGGAAGCAACGACUAUGAUACAAGCCAUAAGGUCAGGGUUCCAGCUUGGACAGAUAGGAUCUUAUUCAAGAUCCAAGAUACUGACAAUAUCCAAGCAACUCUUCACUCUUAUGAUUCCAUAGACCAAAUAUAUGGUUCCGAUCAUAAACCUGUAAAAGCGGAUCUUUGCUUGAAGUGGGUCAACAAUUAGUUAAUAGAUGCAUACAGUUUAUGAAGGAUUUAAUUAGAAGAUAUGCAAUAAUGCAUUAUUGCUGUUAUGAGAGUAAAUAGUUGGAAACAUUUUUAAUUUUUUUUGUUAGUUAUUAUAUUAAUGUUUUUAAAGUUAAAAGUUGCAAGUUCACAACUCUAUAAAGUUCCAAUUGUGAAAGUCUUGAAUAUGUGUCACACAAGUUUCUUAAAGUUUGCUUUCAUGAGUGGCAGAUAGUUUACU